Molecule: messenger RNA, 1914 nt
Organism: Drosophila novamexicana
Lineage: Eukaryota; Metazoa; Arthropoda; Insecta; Diptera; Drosophilidae
Gene: Psn
Product: presenilin homolog
Exons: 8
Coding region: 177-1817 (546 amino acids)
Biological process (GO): membrane protein ectodomain proteolysis; amyloid-beta metabolic process; negative regulation of apoptotic process
Cellular component (GO): apical plasma membrane; cell surface; neuromuscular junction
Molecular function (GO): aspartic endopeptidase activity, intramembrane cleaving
Source: RefSeq, a predicted model, not a curated record
CAUGUAGACUGCCCAUCUCUAACUGCCUAUGAGUCGUUCGAAAACAAAAGAAAGUAUUUUUUUUGCUGGCAAACAUUAACCAUUUCACUCCAGUAAUUUAACGUCCUCCAACUACGGCAUCGAAGUGGGCGUCUUCAAACGCUGAGGAGGCGGCGGCUAACGAACGCACACCGCUCAUGGACGAGCACGACGUCCCAUCGUCGUCGUCGGCGGCGGCGGCGGCAGACGUUGAUGGCAGCCAGAGCGGCGCAGCAGAGCGUUUGGAACGUCCUCCAAGGCGGCAACAAAAAAAGAAAAUCAGCAAUUAUGGUUCCAAUGAGCAGCUGGAAAGGAAUAAUGCAGAUCAUACUGACGGGCCUGUGCUAGCCGUGCCCUACGUUGUUGUACGCGGAACUAACUCUCAGCCUCCUAGAUUAAGCGGGGGCGGCGCUGAUGGCGGUCCUGGACUGUCACAACAGGAGCUCGAAGAAGAGCAGGGUCUUAAAUACGGUGCACAACAUGUCAUCAAACUAUUUGUGCCCGUUUCGCUGUGCAUGCUGGUCGUUGUGGCUACCAUUAACUCGAUUAGCUUUUACAACAGCACAGAUGUAUAUCUGCUUUACACGCCGUUUCACGAGCUAUCGCCGGAACCGAGUGUCAAGUUAUGGAAUGCAUUAGCUAACUCCUUGAUCCUCAUGAGCGUGGUUGUUGUAAUGACCAUUCUGCUGAUUGUUUUGUACAAGAAACGCUGCUACCGCGUCAUACACGGCUGGCUGAUACUGUCCUCGUUUAUGCUCCUAUUCAUUUUCACGUACUUAUACUUGGAGGAGCUGCUACGUGCAUACAACAUUCCUAUGGACUAUCCCACGGCAGUACUGAUCAUGUGGAACUUUGGCGUGGCUGGCAUGAUGUCAAUACAUUGGCAUGGUCCACUGCGUUUGCAGCAGGGUUAUCUAAUAUUUGUAGCUGCUUUGAUGGCCCUGGUGUUUAUUAAAUAUCUACCCGAAUGGACGGCCUGGGCUGUGCUGGCAGCUAUCUCCAUAUGGGAUCUCAUAGCCGUACUGUCGCCUCGAGGACCGUUGCGCAUAUUGGUAGAAACCGCACAGGAGCGCAACGAGCAAAUCUUUCCUGCUUUAAUAUACUCCUCCACGGUUAUUUACACCUACAUGGGUACACAUUAUACGCCGGAACAGCCACUGCCAACAGCCACAUCCUCGCCGUCAUAUAGUAACUCGACAACAACAACGCGCACCACACAAAACUCGUUGGCAUCGCCAGAGCCAGCUACAGGUGAUAGCACUGCACGUCCAGGUAAUUCGCGCGCCCAUCAGCGUCAGCAGGAAACUCAGGCGGCUGCUGAAGGUAUGCCACUUGUGACAUUUAAAAGAAAUUUGCACGGAAACGAAGAGGCCGCUGGUUUUACACAAGAAUGGUCUGCCAAUCUCAAUGACCGCGUGGCUCGCCGACAAAUUGAGGUACAAAGCACUCAGAACGGAAAUGGACGCCUCUCCAAUGAAUAUCGUACGGUCACAGCACCUGAUCAACCUCAGCCGGAAUUGCCAGAAGAACGUGGUAUCAAGCUUGGUCUGGGCGAUUUCAUUUUCUAUUCCGUGCUGGUGGGCAAGGCCUCCAGCUAUGGCGACUGGACAACAACAAUUGCCUGCUUUGUGGCCAUAUUGAUUGGCCUUUGCCUGACGCUACUGCUCUUGGCCGUUUGGCGCAAGGCACUGCCAGCCCUGCCCAUUUCAAUAACCUUUGGCCUGAUUUUUUGCUUUGCCACUAGCGCUGUGGUCAAGCCCUUUAUGGAGAAUCUGUCGGCCAAGCAGGUGUUUAUAUAAAAGACAAUUAGCAUAUAAAUUUGUGUACUAAUAUUCAGUGUAACCGUAGUCCAAGCUACCGUUUUACAAUACAUUCUCUAUUUAAUAAAGCGUAGUA